UGAUAUGACAGUUCGACAGGUGUAGUGCGGUUUUGAUAUCAACAAAUAACGGCUGGACGCGACGGUACAUUAAAUGGUGAUGGAUAGACGUACACGGAAAGGGUGUACUUGGUGGACUAGUGGCAUGUGUCCUUAUUGAGUAAGUUAGUACUUGCGGUUCCGCGGUGAAAACUUCGCCACAGGCUACUGAACAAAACUCGCCGACUGAACUCACAUAGCGUAACGCUAGCUACAUAUACUCGUUUACCUACACAAGGACACAAUUACCUGUGGACCUCGGACAGGGGUUCGCUCACAAAAUGGCGAAUGAAGAACAAAACGAAGAUGAUGCGUGGGAUUUACGUUUGCGACAAGACGAAGAAGAGGACUUUUUUACGGAGUUAGCAUUGCAUGAAACAGAGCGCUGGAUAUCUGCCGUCACAAGGAAGAAGUUCCAGUAUCCAGAUGACUUCCGGAAAUCCCUGGAAAAUGGUGUGCUGUUAUGCGAGUUGCUCAACACCAUAAAACCAGGCAGCAUCAAGCGAAUCAACAAGCUACCCGUGCCGAUAGCAGGGCUGGACAACAUCAAUGUUUACCUGCAGACCUGCCGGAACUCCUUUCACUUGAACGAGGCUCACCUGUUUGACGGUACAGACUUAGAAGAUCUGUCUCAGAGGGCUAUAUCAGAAUCAGAACACAUCUUGAAGCAGGAGUCAGAUCGCCGGGCGAGAAAUGUAGCUAUUGGGAUUUAUUGGCUAGGUAAAAGUGUGUACAAUACCUAUUCUGGGCCACACCUAGACUUCAGUGCAUUCACCCCCCUUGUGCACCACAAUGGAAAAGACCUGAUAUCGGAAGAGCAGUUUCAUCAGGAUAUUUGUGAAUACGGCGAGCAGUCAAGUUCAUAUGGGUUACACGAGAUACACGACAGUGUAGGACCGUCAUUUGACACCAAACACAUACGAGAUAGCGCAUACGACUCGUACGGGUCAUUGUCAAAUUCACGAGAAUCGGAGUUAAGUUUUUCGCUAGAAGAAGCCAACAUGCCAGGUGUACAAAUGCGCAGGGCCGAUAGUACCUCGUCUAUUAAUAGAAGCGGCGACUUCUCAUUGGCGAGGAAUUCGGAGGAUGAUUCCCUAUAUCAGAGCACUCCGGACUUAUCACACAGAAACAGCCAUACUCGAACAUCCUCCACGGACAGUAUGGACGGACACUCCCGUCAGUCGUCGGAUAGUACAAAAGUUUCCAUUCCAACACGCUCACAGGAGAGGAAAUCCAGCACUGCCAAUGCCAACCCUCUACAGUUUGUGAAAGUGAAUUCCUCCAAUGACAUGGCCAAAGUAGCGACCAUGCAAAUAAAAAUGUCGGAAGAAGUGAAAAAAGUUCGCACCAAACCUGAAGACGAUGCACAGGAGUGGCAAUCGUCGGUUUUGGCAAUCGAACAGCCUUGGGCCAGCGAUCAAGUUGAGGAUUGGAAAGCAAAUUUCAGUGACUGGAGAAACAAACGAAGAAGAAAAUCAGAAGCACAGUUACAAAGGGUGGAAGAAACCGAUAAAAAUGUGAAAGAGGAGGAGGAGGAGAGGAAACAAGUAAAAAGUUACGGACAGAUGGUAGAAGAAAGGGAGAGGAGAAAAAGCACAGGCACACCAUUGCUGAAGAAGCCCAUGUCAUUUUACCCUGUUGAUGACGAUGACGACCUUUUCACCUCGGUCAAGGUCCCAGCCAGCGCAGCUCCGAUAGAGGAGGUCCUGGAGAAAAAAUCGGUGUCAAAGGUCAAGUCUGAGGCUCCGUCACGACAAAGGGCGAAGGCUCCCAUGCUGACACCAAAGGACCGAUCUAGUUCAGUUGGGAGUGACACAUAUAUACAUUAUGAUGACACAAAGAGGGCUUCAUGGGCUGCUAGUGAUUCAAGUGAUGAAGAGUCAAGCAAGAAAGAUAACUCUGUAGAAUUAGACAGAUUACGGGACACCAGUAAAAAUGAAAAUAAAAACAAAGACAAGUCAAACAGUAGGAACACAGUGUUGGAUAGUUCAGACAAUUCUUGGAGGAGAAAGGAUCCCUCUCCUCAAAGGAAAUCAGGAUUACCAGGGGCUGGCACGCCGACCAAAUCCACCGGAAAAUUGUCAAAUUUGUUAAAAAGCUUCGAACAAAAGGAGGAGGAAGCUAAAGCAGAUUAUUCCAAAGUGAAAAGAUUCAGUGAAACAAGUACGGAUUAUAGUAGAUCUGGAGUCAAAAAAAUGAGUUCGUUUGAUCUUCCAAGUUCUAGUUUUAGUUUUUCUGCAAAGGAUAAAGCAGAAACAACACCUGUGAGAUCAACUAUUACAGAUAAAACAGUUCCCGUGCCAACAAAGGCAUCAGUCGAAAAAUCAAUAAAGAUUAGUCAAAAACCAAACCAUCUCAAAGGAUUUGGAUUUGUGAUAUCGGGUGGUGCUGAUAAACGAGAGCCAGUCAUCGUACAAAAGGUCUCACUUGGCGGUGCAGCAGAUGUGAAUGAAGUACAACAGGGUGAUAAGAUACUGGCUAUAAAUAGACGUGACAUCUCCGCUCUGGCUCAUGCCCAGGUUCAGAGAUUGAUAGAAGAAGCCGUUCGUCACGGUCAGAUCGAGCUCAAGGUCAAACGCACCAUCAGUGAUGGAGAUGAGGAAGACGAUGAUGAUGAUGAGGAGGAUGCAUUCACGGCCCGGUCCCCGACAUCUCCUGUGCCCAAGCUGACAUCUGCACUAUCGCCUCGGCUACGAGGAUCCUCUGGGUCCUCCAGCUCCUCUUCAGGCCACAAUUCUGUGAGCAAGUCACCCUCGGAGUAUGUAAGUCCCCCAUCGGGAGACAGAUAUGGAAGUGGCACUCGUGCAGAAAACCGUUACAGUUCUGUCUCACCAAUUAGGUCACAAAGAACACAAAAUCAAUCUCCUGGUGCUAUGAAAUCAGAAUCCUAUCGAAGGAGUGCCUCCCCUGUUGAAACCAAAAACACCAACUCAUUCCUGACUGAGACUAGCCACAGAAGUGGUUCACCUUUACGGAACCAAAACAGCGGUUCAUUACCCACAGAAAACCAACAAACCUAUUCAACCCAAGACAUCAGAAAUACACCAGGCUCUGCUCGACUGAGUCGUCGUGAUCCGUCGCCCGUGACAACAAGGAAAACAUACACCCAAGAGGAUAGGACAGGGUCACCUCUACAGAGGUCAUCGCCAUUGUUCAAGUCUCCUUCAGAAAAUCCCAGCAGGCCUUCCGACAGCAAGAUCUUUCCUUCUUAUGCUGAAAAAUCUCGCCUUGAGGAGGAAACAAACAACAAUGAUGUCAAGGUCAAUUAUGUCAAGACGGAGCUCAUUAAACCUCCGAGCCCAGUGGAUAAUGGCCGGGGCGUUGAUGAGACAAUUACAUUUGUCAGAAAGGAAAUGGAUUUCAGUAGCCCAGUGCAACAGGAUGUGAUGUCAUUACAGAAAGCACCAGAAACGGAAACAAUUCCUAAACAGGAAGUGACUAUUUCCACUCGUGAAACAAUCACAGUCAAGAAAAAGGAACCACCAGAAACGAAAAGUAGCUAUAAGUGGGAGCCUCCUGCAUCCCCUCCGAUCAAUUCAUCUCCUCCAUCAGCAGCUGAGGAGGAGGAUGACGGUGGACCCCCAGCAAUCCUUAGACGUUGGCAACAGAGAAAACCCCGACCCCAGUCAGCCUACUCUGCUUACCCGGCAUAUGAACCACCAAAGGAGGAGAAACGUAUGAGUGCUUCCUUUCCAUGGGAGUCUUCCAUUAUCAACACAGACAAAACGAAUGAUACAGAACCCGAUGUAGAAUCCCAGGUGAUAAAACUGGAACACCAAGAGAACAAUUCGAUGCCACCACCCAAGACACAAGUCGGUCAACCAGUCACCUUAGAGAUUCCUGAUCACAGUGAGGCUCCUGUCAAAACGACGUCUCUUAAAGUUGUCUCCUCCUAUAACCCAGGACUGCUCCAGAUUGACCCCAGAAACCAGAUGACAGAAAAUGAUAUCAAUUUACCAGAGUACAGUUUCCAUGUCAACAUCAACAAUCGUGAACAAACAGAGCCCAGAACGUUGUCCAGCCCCGCUACCAUUGAGCAGGAGCGGGAGUUGAUCAGACAAGAGGAGCAGAAGAUACUAGAGGCAAGGAAACAACAAUGGGAAGAAGAGGAGGAGGAGAAGACAAGGAGGAUACAGGAGAAAGAAGAAGAGUUACAAAGACAGGCGGAGUUGUUACAACUAGAAAAAGAAAAACUUAAGGAAGAACAACAACGCAUGCAAAGGGAGAGAGAAGAACUGGAGCGCAGCAGAAAACAUCAAAUCGCAACGAAAGAAAAUAAAAAACCAGAAUCAAGAGUCUUCCAAAACCACCAAAACAAUAAUCCAAAGUCUCAGUUUGCAACUUCUGCAAAUACAGACAGCAAACAAUCAUUACGAAAACUGGAUCUAACAUGGCCGCCUCAAAAAGAGGAGCUUCCACCGAGACAAAAACUUACGCGGGAAGAUAUGUUAGCGAUGAAUAGGAGAGCUACGCCCCUUCAGCGAAAACCUGAGGUAGAGGUGAACUCUGCUGAGCCCUCUAAGACAAAGGAUUUAUCUACUAGUAGAGAAGCACCAACAAAGAAUGAUCUUCACAACCUGACUGCUGUUCCUAAACCAAGGUAUAGGGCUCCCAGUAACUGGAUGAAAGAGGAUCAACAACCACAAAAGACUGUUUCAAAAUCAAGAUCUGAUAAUAACAGGUCUAGUCCAAACUUGCAUGAACAUUGGCUGGUUGAGGAAGCUGAACGUCGGCGUAAAGCAACACCCAAUCAGAAUUCUCACAGUGGCGCAAUUCAACCAGUGUCUGAUGGAAUCGUAAAUCGCUGGCGUGACGAUUCUUUCUUGCCAAAACAGCAAGCGUCCAUUAACGCACAGGGAAGUAACUUAACGCAACCUCGAUCGUUGUCUAGUAAUGUGAGUCAGGGUCAUGGACUAGAUAAUCGUCAUUACACACCAGCAUCACAGAACACCAAAGCUAUGUCUCAAACGUUACCACAAAACUUCAACUACAGUAGUCUGAGCCCAAAACAAAGGGGAGACCCCUAUGCUCCUCCAAAGCAAACGCGAACCUCCAGCUCAUCUACAGCAUCGUCCAUGUCAUCGCCUUCAUCCCCACUCAACCCUUCCGAACAGUUCAUGGCUGUCAGUGGCAAGCAGGCCUGCUCCUACUGUAGCCAGGAACUUGGCUUUGGUGCUGCCAUGGUGAUAGAGUCCCUCGGCCUGUAUUACCACGUACAAUGUUUCCGAUGUUGCGUGUGUCACCAGGCCCUCGGCAACGGUUCCCAAGGAGCUGACGUACGAGUGCGGGUCAACAAACUCCACUGUCGGAAUUGCUAUAGUAACGAUGAAGGUCGAAGCCGUAGAGGACGACACUCCUAGCUAUUGCUGUGUAUGUACUGGUUUGAAGUUCAGCAAAGUGUGACAACACCAGUUUAUCCCAGAAAAUCGAGGAAAAUAUCACCAUGACAACCACUAUUCAUAACAGCCUUCCAAUGACAAUACCUUAUAUAACUUCAUACUUUAUAGAACAUUAAUGUUGAAUCUUGUAAAAAAAAAGUGCCUGUAUGAUUUUAAAAGUAUUUUCUGUAUACAUAUAGUCCUGUAAUAAUGAGAUAUAUACCAAACAGUGUAAAGAAUAAUGUCUGACCAAUAACCUCACUUUUUAUACAAAAACAUAUCAUUUUGACUAUUUACUAAUCAUAAUUGCUUCCUUAGAAUUUAGCUCACCUCUUCCUUAUCUUCAAACAAGCUUUUUUCAUGACACAAUGUCCUUGUCUUCCUUUCAUGCAUGGGCAGUCGGGCAGCUGCACCCCAUUAACCCUUUCACCACUGUAGACCACAAUGGACUCGUCCAUAUCAUUGCAUGGUAGAGUCUACUAAAGUUACAUAGGGGUGAAAGGGUUAAUGAGAUCUAUAAAAAAAUAAGCUGACCAAAUGUUAUCUUUGGGGUCCCAAUAAGUGGAAAAUACUUUGUUCAAUGCCAGGUGAACUUAAAGAAAGGAACCAGACUAUUUUUGGAUUUCUAUUGUUUUAAACGAAUCCUAAUGCCAUUUAUUUACAAUAUUUAAAAGAACAAAAAAUAAUUGUUAAAAUUG
Mizuhopecten yessoensis (Yesso scallop) is the source of this 6094-nucleotide messenger RNA. Its product is annotated as LIM domain only protein 7-like. The record is from RefSeq and is a predicted model, not a curated record. Bases 300 to 5378 code for a protein of 1692 amino acids. Gene Ontology annotation, molecular function: protein binding. Gene Ontology annotation, biological process: regulation of cell adhesion; regulation of signaling. NCBI's taxonomy places the organism in Eukaryota, Metazoa, Mollusca, Bivalvia, Pectinida, Pectinidae. The transcript has 24 exons.